ACUUGAAUCUCGACACUUGAAACAUCAGAGCGAGUGAGUGAACAAAACGCUACCCAAAAAUUAUAUAAAUAAUAUUUUCAAAUUAAAAUAAAAUUAAAAUAUUGAAAAGAGAGAAAAAGCCUCCGUCUGGUGCGAGCCGCUGUGAUCACUGAGUUACGACGACUCGCUCCCUCAUCCAUCUCUGAGUCCGGAGCCUCCACACUCGGAAGCUUUUCCUCCUCUCCCACUUCAACCGUAACACCUUUUGAUCCCUAAUUUUGGUUUAGCUCCGGCUCCGGCCAGUCUGUACAUCUCUGUUGCUCGUGGACAACAACGCUGUUUUCACCGCUGCCCUUUAUUGUUACGAGAUAAUUGGUGGGAAAGGCCAUGGGUGAGCCUUCGUCGUUGCACGGUGGUUUCAAAGAUAGCAAAUUAUGGAAAGGGAUUUUUGCUGUUUCCGGCAUUAUGACCACCUUGGUCGCUUAUGGUUUUUUACAGGAGAAGAUUAUGAGAGUUCCAUAUGGUCUGAACAAGGAAUUUUUCAAGUACUCGUUAUUUCUUGUUUUCUGUAAUCGAAUCACAACAUCCGCUGUCUCUGCUUGUUUUUUACUGGCGAGUAAAAAAGCCUUGGAUCCGGUUGCUCCAGUUUAUAAAUACUGCCUUGUAUCAGUAUCUAACAUUUUAACUACAACAUGUCAAUACGAGGCCCUUAAAUAUGUCAGUUUCCCUGUUCAGACACUAGCAAAAUGUGCUAAAAUGAUACCUGUUAUGGUAUGGGGCACUAUAAUUAUGCAGAAGAAGUACAAGGGACAAGACUACUUUUUUGCUUUUCUAGUUACAGUGGGCUGUUCAAUAUUUAUUUUAUAUCCGGCAGGACCUGACAUUAGUCCAUAUGGUAGAGGAAGGGAGAAUACUGUUUGGGGUGUUUCAUUGAUGAUGGGUUAUCUCGGGUUUGAUGGCUUUACAAGCACAUUUCAAGAUAAACUCUUUAAAGGCUAUGACAUGGAGAUUCAUAAUCAAAUUUUCUACACAACAAUGUGUUCCUGUGUUCUCAGCUUGAGUGGUCUAAUUUUACAGGGCCAUUUACUGCCGGCAAUAGAAUUUGUUUCUCGCCAUAAUGAUUGUUUUAUUGACAUUGUCUUGCUGUCAACUGUAGCAACAGCUAGUCAAUUUUUUAUUUCUUACACAAUCCGAACAUUCGGUGCUCUCACAUUUGCCACAAUAAUGACCACAAGACAGUUGGUGAGCAUUUUGCUGUCAUGUUUGUGGUUUUCCCACCCUCUUAGCUGGGAACAAUUUAUCGGAGCAGUCAUCGUCUUUGGUUCCCUAUAUGCCAAAAGCUUCUUGAGAAAAGCUCCACAGAAACCUCCACCUUCAGAUGAAACGAGUAAUGAAGUUUCUAUUCCUGUGAAGGAGAACCCUUGACAAGCUACAGGCUUCAUUUGAUGUUGAGAUCUUGGACUUGGUACCGCUCUCUCUAACUUUUAUUGGCAAGCAGCUUUAGUUUUUAAAAGUGCGAAGCUGCAUGGUAGAACGUGUUAACGACCUCAGAUCGAAGGUCUUAGAACUUAAUCUAAUUUACAUAGCAUUGAAAUGGACUCUUCUUGGUCGCUGGUGUCUUCAGUGGAGACCAAGAGAUAUUCUUUGAUUCUCUAGUUUCAAAGGAAGUCUAAAUUAUAGAUUGCCUAAGGUUUCUUCUUUUUUCUUCCUUUUUUUUGGAAUUUAAUUGUUUUACAAAAUAUACAAUUCGUUGCUAUAGGAAAAUAUUUUGUUUUUUCGCUUUAUUUUUAUGUAAUUACUUUUAGCAUUCUACCUUGCUCAAUAUUCACAGUAAAUUAUUUAGUG
Cannabis sativa is the source of this 1824-nucleotide messenger RNA. RefSeq names its product UDP-galactose/UDP-glucose transporter 5B. The transcript has 12 exons. Gene Ontology annotation, molecular function: 3'-phosphoadenosine 5'-phosphosulfate transmembrane transporter activity. NCBI's taxonomy places the organism in Eukaryota, Viridiplantae, Streptophyta, Magnoliopsida, Rosales, Cannabaceae. Gene Ontology annotation, cellular component: endoplasmic reticulum membrane; Golgi membrane. The record is from RefSeq and is a predicted model, not a curated record. Gene Ontology annotation, biological process: transmembrane transport. The coding region runs from base 367 to 1404 and encodes 345 amino acids.